Molecule: messenger RNA, 3810 nt
Organism: Strongylocentrotus purpuratus (purple sea urchin)
Lineage: Eukaryota; Metazoa; Echinodermata; Echinoidea; Camarodonta; Strongylocentrotidae
Product: serine/threonine-protein phosphatase 6 regulatory ankyrin repeat subunit B-like
Exons: 10
Coding region: 1-3723 (1240 amino acids)
Molecular function (GO): protein binding
Source: RefSeq, a predicted model, not a curated record
AUGGCUUGGAACAGGUUCCAAAGAGCAGCCCUUUCUGAGGCUAAAAAUGAUGAUUUGACACAUCUCCAAGCAGCAGCAUCCAAUGGUCACCUCGAGGUUGUACAGGUUCUCAUUGGCCAAGGAGCAGAUCUAAAUAGGGCUGGUGAUGACGGCAGGACACCUCUCCACGCGGCAUCAUCCAAUGGUCACCUCAAUGUUGUACAGUUUCUCAUUGGCCAAAAAGCAGAUCUAAAUAGGGCUGGGGCAAAUCUAAAUAUUGCUAGUAAUGGUGGUAGGACACCUCUCCAUGCGGCAUCAUCAAAUGGUCACAUCGAUGUUGUACAGUUUCUCAUUGGCCAAGGGGCAGAUCUAAAUAGGGCUGGUAAUGGUGGCAGGACACCUCUCCAUGAGGCAUCACUCAAAGGUCGCCUCGAUGUUGCAGAUACUCAGAUCAGUUGGAUUCUUAUCAUGGAUGGGGACAAGAUUCAAAGAGCAGAUCUUUCUAGGGCUGAAAAUGAUGAUUGGACACCUCUCCAUGCAGCAGCAUCCAAUGGUCGCCUCGAGGAUGUACAGGUUAUUAUUGACCGAGGAGCAGAUCUGAAUAGGGCGGAUAAGGAUGGCUGGACACCUCUCUACACGGCAUCUUUGUAUGGUCACCUCGAUGUUGUACAGUUUCUUAUUGGUCAAGGAGCGGAUCUAAAAACGGCGAAUGAAGAUGGCAUGACACCUCUUCACGCGGCAUCACUCAAAGGUCACCUCAAUGUUGUACAGUUUCUCAUUCGGCAAGGAGCAGAUUUAAAUAGGGCAGAUAGGGAUGGCUGGACACCUCUCUAUGCAGCAUCAUUCAAUGGUCAACUCGAUAUUGUAAAGUUUCUCAUAGGCCAAGGAGCAGAUCUUAAAAAUGCAGAUAAAGAUGGCAGGACACCUCUCUACAUGGCAUCAUUCAAGGGUCAACUCAGUGUUGUACAGUUUCUCAUUGGCCAACAAGUUGAUCUUAAUAGGGCUGGUAUUGGUGGGCGCACACUUCUACACGCGGCAUCUUUAAAUGGUCAUCUCGAUGUUGUAGAGUUUCUCAUUGGCCAAGGAGCAGAUAUAAAUAGGGCUGGUAAUGAUGGCAGGACACCUAUCUACGCGGCAUCAUUCAACGAUCUAAAUAGGGCUUGUAUUGGCGGGCGCACACCUCUCCAAGCGGCAUCACUCAAAGGUCACCUCGAUGUUGUACAGUUUCUUAUUAGCCACGGAGCAGAUCUAAAUAGUGUGGAUAAAGAUGGCUUUACACCUCUCCAAUGGGCAUCAUUCAAUAAUCACCUCGAUGUUGUACAGUUUCUCAUUUGCCAAAAAACAGAUCUAAAUAGGACUGGUAACGAUGACAGCACACCUCUAGAAGCGGCAUCACUCAAAGGUCAUCUCGAUGUUGUACAAUUUCUCAUUGGCCAAGGAGCAGAUUUAAAUAGUGUGGAUAGAGAUGGCUUGCCAUCUCUCCAAGCGGCAUCACUCAAAGGUCGCCUCGAUGUUGUACAGUUUCUCAUCGGCCACGGAGAAGAUCUAAAUAGUGUGGAUAAAGAUGGCUUGACACCUCUCCAUUGGGCAUCAUUCAAUGGUCACCUCGAUGUUGUACAGUUUCUCAUUGGCCAAGGAGCAGAUCUAAAUAGAGUUGGUCGAGAUGGCAGCACACCUCUAGAAGUGGCAUCAUCCAAUGGUCACCUCGAUGUUGUACAGUUUCUCAUUGGCCAAGGAGCAGAUUUAAAAACGGCGGAUAAAGAUGGCAGGUCACCUCUCUUCGCGGCAUCAUUCAAUGGUCACCUUGAUGUUUUACAGUUUCUCAUUGGCAAAAAAGCAGAUCUAAGUAGGACUGGUAAUGAUGGCAGCACACUUCUAGAAGCGGCAUCACUCAAAGGUCACCUCGAUGUUGUACAGUUUCUCAUUGGCAAAAAAACAGAUCUAAAUAGGGCUGGUAUUGGUGGGCGCACGCCUCUCCAAGCGGCAUCAUUAAAUGGCCACCUUGAUGUUGUACAGUUUCUUAUUGGCCAAGGAGCAGAUCUGAAUAGGGUUGGUCGAGAUGGCAACACACCUCUAGAAGUGGCAUCAAUCAAAGGUCACGUCGAUGUUGUACAGGUUCUAAUUGGCCAAAAAGCAGAUCUAAAUAGGACUGGUAACGAUGGCAGCACACCUCUAGAAGCGGCAUCACUCAAAGGUCAUCUCGAUGUUGUACAAUUUCUCAUUGGCCAAGGAGCAGAUCUAAAUAGGGCUGGUAUUGGUGGGCGCACACCUCUCCAAGCGGCAUCAUUUAAGGGUCACCUCAAUGUUGUACAAUUUCUUAUUGGCCAAGGAGCAGAUCUAAAUAGGGUUGGUCGGGAUGGCAGCACACCUCUAGAAGUGGCAUCACUCAAAGGUCACCUCGAUGUUGUUAAGUUUCUCAUUGGCCAAAAAGCAGAUCUAAAUAUGGCUGGUAUUGGAGAUCUAAAUAGGGCUGGUAAAGAUGGCAGCACACCUCUGGAAGUGGCAUCACUCAAAGGUCAUCUCGAGGUUGCACAGGUUCUCAUUGGCCAUGGAGCAGAUCUGAAUAGGGCUGGUUUUGAUGGGCGCACACCUCUCCAUGCGGCAUCAUUCAAUGAUCCAGCCGUUGGUUCAAAACAGGAAAGCGGGGGUGUCGAAAAACAGGUGGAUAGCGAAGCAAACGUACACACCUCAAAACUGGAACAGCUUAACUUAGACUCUGCAUCUUCUGAACAGGUCGUAGAAGAUGUUAUUCACGAUUCCAUGGGGGCAUCCGACCAGCAGGCAGGCUUGAUACGCAUCGAGAAGUAUGGCAUUGAAGUCCAGUUUCAUCCAAGUGAGAUUUGGGGCGUUGAAGACAUCCAGGCAGUACCUGAAGUUCCAGCUGAACUGGCAGACUUGUUAACGGAGGACCAAGCAAUCAUUUGCGUUGGUCUUAAGGCGUCACCGUCUGAUGCGAAGUUUAAAUAUCCAGUAAAAGUGACGAUGCCCCAUUCAGCAAUUUUCACAAGUCCUGAUACUGCAUCCAUUGGGACGUACCAUCGAAAAACCAGCUCCGACAGUUUUUCGUUGAUUGCUGCUGCCAAUGGUGACCCUCGAUGUGAUGUUAGAGAGCGAGACCUUGACCUCUAUAUCUCUCACUUCUCUGAAUGGUGGAUUGUUUCCUUCAUCACAAAGGUAUUCGUGGGCAAGCGUGUCAUCUGUACGCCUUUCGUACCCGAACCGAGCCCUAUGAGCACUAAGCAUCUGUUGAGGCUCUGCAUUAGAGACAGUAACCAAGGGAAAGCGGAGACACAACAGGAAAUUCUGUUUCAUAAAUCAGUUGAGGUCAAUGUACGGUUCAUCGUUAACACUCCAGCCGCUGACCAAUCUAAAGUCUUCGUUCAGUUCAUCUUGGAACAAAGCGCAAAGAUGGAAAUUAUUUGUCCGAUGAAUCUGUCAGGAGACCAGGUGACACCAAGGGCAAAAGGAACUCAAAAGCCUACCGAUUCACCGGAAGUAACAGAUAUGCAUUUGCUAAGAAUCUCACAGGAACUCCUUCCGGAUCAUUUCUCCGCUCUGCACCUUACUCUGGGGAUCAAACCAAGUAUUGCACAAGGGAUCCUAACGCAGAAGAUAAAUGACUAUCCAGAUACAUACAUGCACCUUCUACAGCUGUGGAAGACAGAAUCCCAUAGGACCCUGAGAGACCUGGACCAGGUUCUUGUUGAGUCUAGGGCCGGUGGUCUUAGAUCCAAGUAUAAAUAAGAGCAAACUAAGAUAGAACAUCUAAUUACACUGUGUUGUUGACAGUGAAGGUGACUGUUCAUUUGUUUGCUGCAGAAGAAAUUGUGA